Messenger RNA from Lasiodiplodia theobromae, 2160 nucleotides. Its product is annotated as Alpha-l-arabinofuranosidase a. Lineage: Eukaryota; Fungi; Ascomycota; Dothideomycetes; Botryosphaeriales; Botryosphaeriaceae. Gene Ontology annotation, molecular function: alpha-L-arabinofuranosidase activity. The record is from RefSeq and is a predicted model, not a curated record. The coding region runs from base 1 to 2160 and encodes 719 amino acids. The transcript is spliced from 4 exons. Gene Ontology annotation, biological process: L-arabinose metabolic process.
AUGCUGAGCUCGCUCCCUGUGGGCCUUUUGGGCCUAGCCGUUCUCUUGCCAUCCACUCAUGCUCGCAUUCCACGCCUACCGCGCCAGUCCUCGGCUGCUCCAUUCAUCAAUGCUACGGCCACGAAUGUCAGCAGUGUGGCGCUGUCGAUUAACACCAAGGACACGUCCCUUCGGAAUACCACAGCUCCAUACUUGUAUGGUCUGAUGUUCGAGGACAUCAACCACUCGGGCGAUGGCGGUAUUUACGCCGAGCUGCUCACUAACAGGGCCUUCCAGGGUUCGAACAUUGUCCCUGGUGCAGUGGAUGGCCUCGCCGGCAAUGUUAUCAUCUCCAGCGAGAACCCGGUCGUCCCCUAUGGACCGGUCCUAACAGGAUGGGCUCCGAUUGGAGAUGUGCGGCUGACACUGGACGUGCUUCAUCCGCUUUCUGAAGCUCUUCCCACCGUCCUCCAGGUCGACAUUCCAGCGAACGCGACUGGAGAGGUCGGUAUCCUGAACUACGGAUGGUGGGGAAUGGACGUUUCGCCUCAGACAUACAACGCUUCCUUCUACGUCUUGGCGAACGAGCCGCGAUACAUGAACAACCAGACUACGUUCACAGUGUCGUUGCGGUCGAAUCUCACAGGAGAGACGUUUGUCUCAGAGCAGAUUGGCCCCGUGAAGGUCUCUACUUUCGAUUACACCCAACUGAACGCUUCGAUCGUCAAUACUGUCACGGCUCCCAACUCGAACAACACCUUCGCCCUUACCAUGGAUGCUUCUGAGGUCGCUGGUCAGACUUUGUACUUCGGUCUCUUUUCGCUCUUCCCCGAAACCUUCAAGGACCGUCCGAACGGGUUGCGGAAGGACAUUGCGCAAGCUUUUUACGACAUGAAGCCACGCUUCCUGCGUUUCCCUGGUGGUAACAACCUCGAGGGAGUCUCUGUGGACAAGCGCUGGAAGUGGUGGAAGACGAUUGGCCCGCUCAAAGACCGUCCUGGCCGGCCCGGCAACUGGAACUAUUUCAAUACUGAUGGACUUGGUCUCUUGGAAUACCUUGAAUGGUGCGAGGAUAUGGAGAUUGAGCCUGUGCUAGGCGUCUAUGCUGGUUUCUCGCUUGAUGUCUGGGGCCAAUCCGGCACGGACUGGCCACAGGAGAGAAUGCCCGAGGUUCUCCAGGAGGCCAUUGACGAGCUUGAGUUCUGCAUGGGUGAUACCUCGACCAAGUGGGGCGCCAAGCGCGCAGAAUAUGGGCACCCGGAGCCUUUCAACAUCAAAUACGUGGAGAUCGGCAACGAGGAUUGGUUCUCCACCACCUAUCCUCGCAGGUUCACGUUCCUGUAUGAUGGCUUGAAAGCUGCGUACCCGAACAUCACCUACAUCUCUACGGCGUACAACGAGCACCCCGACUACACCAUCGAUAUUCCCGCCGGGGCCUACUGGGAUACUCACCACUAUGAAGAACCAAGCUACUUCCUGCGGAACUUCGAUUUCUACGACAACUGGCAAACCGACACCCAGAACGAAGACGUGGGUGUGUUGCUUGGGGAGUUCAGCGUUUACCAGCUCGACACGCCCGAUGGUAUCGUCAACUUCUCCAAUCCGGCCGAUGUUCACGUCUUCUACCCGCGCAUGAUCUCUGCGAUUUCGGAGGGUGUCUACGCGCUAGGUGGUGAGCGCAACCCGAACACUGUCAAGCUUAGCAGCUACGCGCCCAGCCUUCAGAACCGCAACUGGUACAACUGGACUCCCAACAUGAUCAGCUACGACGCAGACCCCAGCAAGACGGUUCUCAGCACCAGUUACUGGCAGCAACUGCUGUUCGCCCACUAUCGUGGGACGCAGACUCUGCCUGUCACCAACACUGAGGGCGACUUCAACCCGGUUUACUGGCAGAGCAGUAUUGAAGAAGAUACUGGUUCGAUCUAUCUGAAGGUCAUCAAUGCCGGCAACCAGACCAUGCCUCUCAGCGUUAUGAUUGACGCUGCAUACAGCAAGGUGAAUGGUACCAUCAUGCAAAAUGAUGAUAUCAACGGCUUCAACUUUGUGAACAACCGGACGGCAAUCAUGCCCCGCCCGCUGGGUGCCAACGGCACUGAGGUGCCUGCCAUAUCUUCUGAUGGAAGCUUCAUCUGGACCGUGCCCAUUCACUCUAUCACUGUGCUGCAAUUCGACCUGUGA